UAUGUUCAUGACAAGCGAAUCUUACGAAGUUGAAAUCUUCGCUGUCGCGUUCUACGCAUGCGUGCAUGAGCGACAAGGAACUGGAUGCAAUUUGCGAAUAAACUUGUACACUACGUUUGUUUAAAGAUGCUGUUUUUUUGCCAAUGAAUGCACUAAUGCUUAACAUCCACUGUUUUUCAUUAAAUGGGUUAUUCCGACAGUUACACAUACGGGAAGGCCUUCAUCCCCAGUCUCUCCUGACGUUCAGCCGGAGUGUGCACCCCUGGUCAAAGCUGGAGGGAGCUUCCAUCUCUGCCGCGGAACUUUCCAUAAGAAGAAACCAUUCUGGGAGGUACACUAUGCCAAAAAAAGACAAACCGGGUAAGAAUACACAGAAGCAAGUGGAGCCGGCUCCGGGGCCAGUUACACGAGAUAAAAGUGGGCUGAUCUGCAUCGCAAUACACGCCAAACCGGGAUCCAAACAGAAUUCUAUAACAGAUGUAUCUCCACAGGCGGUAGGUGUCGCUAUAGCUGCGCCGCCAUCUGAAGGGGAGGCCAACGCCGAACUUGUAUGGUAUUUAUCUAAAGUGCUGGAGCUGAAGAAGAGCGAGAUCACUUUGGACCGGGGUUGCAGAUCAAGAGAGAAACUGAUCAAGGUAUCUGGGUCGAUAAGUCCAGAAGAAGUUCUUGAAAGGCUAAAAAGAGCCGCGGCUGAGUGAGUCGAUAAAGGGGGGAAAUCCCGGGGGAAUUUUCAGUACUGCUUUUCUGACGAGGAAGCGCCUGAGCUCCACUGCACCUAUGGACGCUACAACACGGCGCCAGAGUGUUGCAGAUGGUAUAGCCACCAUUCAGAGUUUGGGUACGGCUUGCGCCAAAGUGGUCAUUGCUCCGUCACCGUGGAUGUGUUGAUUUCAGUAUAUUUUGUUUUCUGGUAUAUAUGUAUUUUUAAUAUACCUAUAAUGGUCAAUGUCUUGACUGUGUAUUCAUGUUGACAGCUAAAGCCAAUGUUUAAUAAUGAGUCACCUGGGAGCUCUCAAGUUCUGCAUUCAUGGUUGUGGUGCACACUAGAAUUGUGCAGAACGCUGGAUAGUGAUUUAUUCGUGGUAGUGUACCAGCUCUACAGUCUACCUGAGUGUGUCAGGACACACCCUCCCCCCUACAAAUAUUUACUGUUGUGUUUAUGAUAAAGACUGUUACAGAUGGUAAGUUGUAGCUGAAUAAUUAUAUUGGCAGGAGAGAGUUUUAAAAGCAGUGUUCUGCUAGGAAGUUGACUUGAUUAAGAUUUGUUCUUGAGAGAGGACAAAGUUACUGUACAGUGCACCAACCCAUCAUCCACAGUCAGUGAGCAACAGAGUACUGGUCUUUACAAUUUAAAACUCCUAUAUUUGUCCCCACAUUUAUGGACCAUUCAUGGUGCAACCAGGUUUUUCAUUAUGUAGGAUUUAAGCUAUUUUGGAUAUCUUAAAAGAUCAUGCGCUUUAAUACUGGCUGUAACUUGUGGCUUUUACAUUGUUGUGUUCCUCAGACUGAAUGUGUUCUGGAAAAUAUGGGAAAUAAAGUUUGUAUUCCUUAUGAAAUAUUCCUAAAAUUGAGAUUGUUUAUCUUAAAGUGUGUGGACUGGGCUCUCUGAUAACUUCUCAGUAUUGGGGUCUAUGGCUCUCAUUUUAAGGAAAAAAUAGUAUAUCCUAUAGUUUUGUGAAUUUAAAAAUGUGUACUCAUGCACUGAACAUAUUAUUAAUCAUUAUAAAUUGCAAAGAAAACUGCAUUUAUAUUUUCAGAUAAUUUUGAAAUGAGAAAAUAUUUUUGCUUUGUGAUUACACUUUUGACCCUAUUCUUAAUUAGCACUCAGGUUCACAAAAGUGCAGAUUAUUUUAUUGAGAACUUACUGUAAUUAUGGUGCUGCAGAGAAAUAAAGCUGCAUAUACAAGCCAAAAUUUGGCCUUCAAGGAGGAGGUAGUUCAUGCUGCUUAUGGUCAGGGGAUUUCUAUGUUGGUGAAUGCACAGAUAAAAGAACAUAAAAACUCCCAAUGCAAUUAUCUUGGAGAGGAAAUUAAUACAUUUGACAGUGCUGUAUUGUACUCAAAUAGGCAUGUAUUAUAGCACCAGAUAUGACCAUCAAAUAAAUAAAACUAUUUUAACGCAUUAGUAUUGAACACAAGUUGUUUCAGUUGUUUCAUUAGUUCUUGUGAAUUUGAAAAAUGUUACUUUAUGUGCAGAAGUAGAAAAAAACUAUUUUCUUAAGUGCUGGAGUUAUAUCCAUAAGGUAUACCUGACCUUAUGAAGACCUGAGGGUUGAAACGUUGUGUUGUAGUUAAUAAAUGGGAGCAUUGAAGA
Molecule: messenger RNA, 2313 nt
Organism: Anguilla anguilla (European eel)
Lineage: Eukaryota; Metazoa; Chordata; Actinopteri; Anguilliformes; Anguillidae
Gene: c16h15orf40
Product: chromosome 16 C15orf40 homolog
Exons: 4
Coding region: 144-698 (184 amino acids)
Cellular component (GO): cytoplasm
Source: RefSeq, a predicted model, not a curated record